Messenger RNA from Electrophorus electricus (electric eel), 1821 nucleotides. It is a transcript of the gene ptpn18, whose product is annotated as protein tyrosine phosphatase non-receptor type 18. The record is from RefSeq and is a predicted model, not a curated record. Gene Ontology annotation, molecular function: non-membrane spanning protein tyrosine phosphatase activity. Gene Ontology annotation, biological process: protein dephosphorylation. Gene Ontology annotation, cellular component: nucleus; cytoplasm. NCBI's taxonomy places the organism in Eukaryota, Metazoa, Chordata, Actinopteri, Gymnotiformes, Gymnotidae.
GCUGACGAUGCGCACUGGGUAUGCGGCGUGCUUUAAUCCGACGGGGCUCUAAGGAUAGUUAGGAACAGUUUGCGUCAUGUUUAUUGGGAAGCUAUAAAAGAAAAUAAUUAAUCCCAAAACUCCAUGGAAACACAUCUCGUGAAGUUCAUUGAGCGAGUGCGCGCCGUGUCCGAGCGUGACAGCAUUGCAACCGAGUACGCGAGAAUUCGUCAGCAGAACACCUACAUGAAACAAAUCUACGGCCUGACCUAUGAGGCUGGAGGCCUCCGAGAAAAUGUGAAGAAAAACCGCUACAAGGAUAUCCUGCCCUAUGACCAGAGCCGCGUCAUUCUGGGGCCAACGACGCCUGAAUAUAAUUCCGAUUACAUCAAUGCUAACUUUGUCAAGGGGGCAGUUGAGAGCAGGAUAUACAUCGCAACUCAAGGCCCCUUGAGUAACACCUUGGUGGAUUUCUGGCGUAUGAUUUGGCAAUAUGACGUCCGGGUCAUAGUCAUGGCAUGUAAGGAGAUAGAAAUGGGGAAGAAAAAAUGUGAGGUCUACUGGGCAUCUACCAGUGAGUCAGCUGUCUUCGGUCCCUUCACUGUCUCAACAGUAGAAGCAUCAUUUCCAAACGAGGAAGUGAUACUCCGAACACUGGCAGUGAAAUACCGUGAUGAAACUCACACUGUGUCCCAGUUCCAGUACACUGCCUGGCCAGAUCAUGGAAUUCCAAACAUGCCCGAUGGCAUUCUGGGAAUGAUGGAACUGACUCAUAUUAGACAGGCCUACCACACAGGACCUGUGCUUAUCCACUGCAGUGCCGGUUGUGGAAGGACUGGGGUGAUCUGUGCCAUUGACUACGUUAAUGACCUACUAGACCAAAAGAAAAUUGGAGAAGAUUUCAGCAUUAUGGAUAUAGUUAUGCAACUGAGGCGGCAAAGACCAUCAGCUGUUCAAACCAAGGAGCAAUAUGAGUUUAUUUUUCAUACUGUGGCACACAUGUUUAAGAAGGUCUUGAGAGAACCUUCCCAGACUUACCAUAAUCAGACCAAGGCUCCCCCUGGCCUCUACACCAAUGUGGUCCCUCCGAAACCAGCUCUGAGGUCAGUGUCUAUCAGUGGCAGCAACUCCGACCAAAAAACAAGGACACCACAUCCACUGCGACCCAGGUCUUCUCAUCCUCCUCCCUCCACCACAAUGAACGACACUUACGCAGUCAUCAAUAAGGUCAGGCCCUCCCCCACGGCUCGCACGGUCCACUACUACGACAACGCCGAGCGGAGCAGCCAGAAGAGCCCCCCACAAGCCCUCUACAGCGCUGUGAAGCCAAAGAACUCGGCCAUGGGGAGCGGGCACACUGCAACAUCCUCCAGCACGGCUCUGGCUGGCCAGCCGGAGAAGACGGCGCCAUCGGAGACGGAGCGCAGUGGCUUCGAACCACCGACCGGUUGUGACCACAGCUUGACAGAUGAUGACUACGAGUAUGUCUUCAACGAUAGCAGCAGAGUGUGUAGCACAGGUGGCCUGGGUUUCAAGUGUCGAAUAAAGAAGCCAAAGGGACCCAGAGACCCUCCUGCAGAGUGGAAUCGUCUUGAGAGAUGAACCAGUGUCAUUCUUUAUAAUACACAUUAUAGUGCAUAUAUUUACCUAGCAUGAACUUAUAUGAUACAGUGAUAUUGUUUUUGGUACUGGUUUAUAGUGUGUGUGUGUGUGUGUGUGUGUGUGUGUGUGUGUGUGUGUGUGUGUGUGUGUGUGUGUGUGUGUGGUAUUGGAGACUUUAUAACAAUUGAAUGUACAUGCAGUAAUUUAUUGCAGCUACUUGAUUUACUAUAAACGUGAACU